AGGCAAUACAUGCGACGCUAGCUGCGAAAUUGUUCCUCGUUCCGGGUUUCGCGGCUAUCUGCCGCCGGGCUCGGCUCCCGUCUGCUGGGCUCGCUUGCAAAGAAUAACCGGACCGGUCCCGUCUCCGUUCCCCCCGCCGCCUCAAUCCGAUGUUGCAUCGCGACCUGACCAAGCACCACACUCGAAAGCUGGACCGAGCACGCCUUGCUUCAUUGGUCUUGCGGCAUUCUCAGGCCAGUCCUGAAGGAUGCUCCGUAGCCCCGCGGCGCUGGAUCGGGUCGCUUCCCUAACCGAGGAACCCGGGCAGAGAUCAGCCAGAUGCAAGAUGCAGUGUUGUGUCACCUUGCGUUGCCCGAUAAAGGACCUUGACGUCGGCCCCUUAACUCCACCUACCCCUGCAGAGCCGAGCUUGCUCCAUGCCUCCUACCACGUGCUGUGCAUAUGGGCUCGCGAUCCGUCGCAACUCGGGUCUUCUUCCGCGCCUGCACCUGAGCGCCAUUUAGUACAGAGUACUUUGCAGAAGCUAUGGCUGCUGAGCCAUGCUGCACUGCAUGCCUGCAGCCGGCAUUGGAACGGAUAUUCCAGUUUAUUGAAACGGAUGGUGCUCUGUCACAACAACCAAAGGAAUUAUAGGAAAAGUGUUGUCUCCGAGUCCAACAUGUACCACCACCAGCGCCUCGCAAUACAACCCGUUUGUUAGCGCGGAACAUGGGAACAAGUACUUACGUUUCUUGUUUCGCUUUGACCUUCUUGAUCUUUGCUUUUCCUGUUCCGCCUCCCCUUGACCUCUAUUUUUGUCAUUCUCUUCCCUAUUUUCUUACUUUUUCUCUUCAAUUUGUAUGCUUAU
Parathielavia appendiculata is the source of this 847-nucleotide messenger RNA. RefSeq lists its product as uncharacterized. The record is from RefSeq and is a predicted model, not a curated record. Lineage: Eukaryota; Fungi; Ascomycota; Sordariomycetes; Sordariales; Chaetomiaceae. The transcript has a single exon. Bases 248 to 700 code for a protein of 150 amino acids.